Molecule: messenger RNA, 8787 nt
Organism: Bacillus rossius redtenbacheri
Lineage: Eukaryota; Metazoa; Arthropoda; Insecta; Phasmatodea; Bacillidae
Product: inactive dipeptidyl peptidase 10
Exons: 17
Coding region: 511-3042 (843 amino acids)
Biological process (GO): proteolysis
Cellular component (GO): plasma membrane
Molecular function (GO): dipeptidyl-peptidase activity; serine-type peptidase activity
Source: RefSeq, a predicted model, not a curated record
CACGACUCCGACGAGAGAACACGCAGACAGGACGCCACAGGAGCUCAGAGCGUGCGCGCGUGAGAUAGUAGGAGAGGGUUUGAGGUGGGCAGGCAGGUAUUCGUCGCUGGUGUUCCUCCUCUCCCCCACCCCCACGAGAAGUGCGUGUGCGCGUGCAAAAAAUUAAUAAUAAAAAAAAUAAAGAGUGCCGCGGCCCUGGAGUGUGCGUAUCGGGGAAAGCUGGAGCCUUAAAAAAUUUAUAUAUCGUCGUCAGCAGAGCGCUGGAGAACCAGAGGUGUACAGAGAUGCGCGAUACAAGCACACACGAGUCCCCCUGCAGAACACAGUGAAGGGAGACUAAUCACUCCGAGCGUUGAAGUGCUUUAUGGCCACCAAUUUCUUUCACCCACGGUUCGUGACCUGACAGCAUCCUGAGUUCUCUCGAUAAAAGACUGUCAGGAGGAUUUCAUGUCCUUCGAAGAUACGGAGGAAGGCCUGGCUGCGUGAGGACCGUGGCGGGCGCGGGGCGGCAUGCACACCAAUGUGAACAUCGAGAGGAACUCCUGGCGCCUGCCGCCCGAUGACACCGUGCAGGUGGCGGACCAGCGGUCCAAGAGCGCCGAGGACCUGGUGUACCCCGGCGCGUCAGGCGGCCACAACUGGCGCAGCAUCGUGCUGUCGCUGGCGGUGAUCGGCCUGGUGAUCGCCGGCAUCCUCAUGGCCAUCUACCUGCUGGGCUACGUGGACGAGCUGCUGUACUGGAGCGGGCGCCGCAUGAAGCUGGACGAGUACCUGGAGGGCGACCUGAACCCGCGCCGCCUGCCGCCCGCCUGGAUCUCCGGCACGCGCUUCGUGUUCCAGGGCGACGACGGUGGCCUGGCGGUGCUCGACACCUCCAACGACACCGUCACGCAGCUCGUCACCAACCACACCUUGCGGCAGCUUGGGGCAGAAGGGUACGAAUGCUCCAGCGACCUGCGCUACGUGUUGUUUCGUCUUAACAUGAAGCCGGUGUUUCGGAAGUCGUUCGUGGCCCACUACACGGUGUACGAUGUCUCCAACGACCACCACAUCCCCAUCCGCCUAAACGACGCGCCCAAGGUGCGGCAGUCGUGGCUGCAGCACGUCACGUGGCUCGGCAACACGACGGCGCUGCUCCUGGUGGCCGAGAACGACAUCUACCUUCGCCAAUCGCCCGCCGGCGCGCAGGACUUCCGCCUCACGGACACGGGCCGGCCGGGCGUCGUCUACAACGGCAUCGCCGACUGGCUCUACCAAGAGGACAUCCUGCAGAGCCCGGAGGCGCUGUGGGGCUCGGCCGACGGCAGCCACGUCCUGCACAUGUCCUUCGACGACUCGGGCGUGCGGGUGUUCAUGUUCCCGUGGUUCGGCAGCGGCUCCUCGUCCAGCGGCUCCGUCACCGGGUCGGCGGGCGCGUGGACGGCCUUCCCCGAGUCGCGGUCCAUCCGCUACCCCACGCCGGGCACCACGAACCCCACCGUCAAGCUGUGGGUGCUGGACGUCACGAACGCCUCGGAGCCCCUGAGGUGGGAGGUGCGGCCGCCAGAAGCGCUCCAGGGCCAGGAGUUCUACCUGACGUCGGCGGGCUGGGUGGGCGCCGGCACCACGCACGUGUCCGCCGUCUGGAUGAACCGCGCGCAGAACACCAGCAUCAUCAGCUCGUGCCACGCGCCCAACUGGACGUGCGUCGAGAUGCACACGGAGCGGGCGUCGGAGGACACGUGGCUCGACGUGCAGCCGCACCCCGUGUACUCGCCCGACGGCGAGAGCUUCCUGGUGAUGGCCACGGUGAAGGAGGGCAGCCAGAACCAGUUCUACUCGCACAUCAAGCACAUCACGCCCAGCCAGCAGCGGAUAGCGGUCAUCAGCCACGGCAACUACGAGGUCGUCCGGAUCCUCUCGUGGGACACCACCAACCACCUAGUGUACUACCUCGGCACGCACGACUCCAAGACCGGGCAGCGGCACCUGUACGUGGUGCGCGACCCGCACACGGACGACCCGCGCCGCCUGGAGCCGCAGUGCGUGACCUGCGACCUGGGCGACGUCUUGUGGAGCAGCCGCUACUGGUACGCCAACUGCACGCACUUCUCGGCGUCCGUGAGCCCCAGCGGCGGGGUCGCCUACUACGUGCUGGAGUGCGAGGGCCCUGGGCUGCCGCUGGCCGGCGUGCACGCGGCGGGCACGCACCGCCUGCUGCGCGUGCUGUACAACACACGCGCCUACCGCGCGGCGAGGCUGCGCGAGCUCGCGCUGCCCACGGUGCGCAGCUUCGAGGUGCCCAUCUCGCAGGGCUGCCGCGCGCGCGUGCAGCUGCUGCUGCCGCCCAGCUGGCGCGAGGAGCUCCGGGACGCCGCCUACCCCGUCCUCGUCGAGGUGAACGGGAGGCCGGGCAGCGACUCGGUGAGCGACAAGUUCGCGGUGGACUGGGGCACCUACAUGUCCAGCCACAACGACGUGGUGUACGUGAAGCUGGACGUGAGGGGAGCCCGCGGCCAGGGCACCAGGGCUGUGUACCGCCGCAUGGGGGGAGUCGAGGUGCAGGACCAGAUCACCGUCCUCAGGUACCUGCUCGACACGCUCAAGUACCUGGACGAGACGCGCGUGGGCGUGUGGGGCUGGGGCUACGGCGGCUACGUCACGGCCAUGCUGCUCGGCUCGCAGCAGAACAUCUUCAAGUGCGGCAUCGCGGUGUCGCCCGUCUCCGACUGGCUCUACUACAACUCUGCCUUCACGGAGCGCAUCCUGGGGCUGCCCGGGGACAACUACAAGGGCUACGUGGAGGCGGACGCCACGCAGCGGGCUCGCAACGUGCCCAGCCACUCGCUGUACCUGCUGCACGGCCUGGCCGACGUCACGGCGCCCUACCCGCACGGCGUGGCGCUGGCCCGCGCACUCGCCAAGGCCGGCGUCAUAUUCCGCUACCAGAGCUAUGCAGACGAGGGCCACGCCCUGCUCGGAGUUCUGGGCCACGUGUAUCGCUCCAUGGAGGACUACCUGAAGGAGUGCCUUAGUCUCGAUGACGAACAGCAGCAGUCGUGAAGACCGCGCCGGAGGGACCCCGCCAUCCUCCCCCGCGCCGCGGCGCCGGUCUGGUGUCUGCCGCCCGCUCCGAGGACAGAGCCCCGCGGCGGCCCGACCCCCCCCUUCCCCCCGCCCUGGACUCCGGACGAGACCGGCACCCUGGCUGUCUCGCACUCGUGCCCGGGGAAAACGUUUUCACCUGCUCCACUCGACUCGGUAUGAUGUCAAUUCAAAAAACAAACAAAAAAAAUACAUCUUUGUAAUUUUUAACUGUGUGAAUUACAUCAUCGUGUACACUUGCAUGUUAUCUGAUGACACAAAAAAAAGUAUCCGGAAAGUUUUUGGACGUGUUCAUGCUGUCUUGUUUUUUUUUUUUUUUUUUUUUUUCCCCCGCGGGAAGCAGAGAGGUAAUGAUAAAGCAGUCAGAUUGUUCGUUUGCUUUUGAACCGGAUUCUCCCUUUUUUCCCCCAUGAGAGAAGGUACCCACUUCGUUUCGAAAUGAAACGUGCUGAUUAAUGAGAAGAGCAUAUAGGAUGUUUUUUGAGAGAGUUGGAGAAAUGUUUUGAAUGUGAAACCUGUGGUUGUGGCUCUGUGUAGCACGGUGUGAAGUUAUCAAGCAUGAACAGGAAAUGAAAGACCUAGCCCAAAACUGCAUCGGUAGCAGAUUAAAAAAAAGAAAGCAAUAAGGUGUUAGUUGAAAACUUUUCAGAAUUCCGGUAACAUAAUAUAUGUUCUGGAGGGAUAACAUUACGUAAAGCCGACUUCGUGAAAUGGUGUUAAAAUCAGUGGAAAUUAACAUGAAGCAAUAUACAUUACUCCAUUUUCAUCCUGGUUGUGAGUUCAUGCGUGAUAAUUUUUUGGAUCCUGUUGCUAUUUUUUCUCAUCAUACACAGCGCUGUCAAAAUACAUUAAGCGACAAGACUUGAUCCGCGCCAACUUGAGCAGCUAUCUAUUCUCCGAUUCGAAAUUCGAAAAAUAUAUAUAUAUAUAAUAAAGCUGAGAUCGAUGUGAGAAAUGCCUUUCAACAAAAGUUUGUUUUCAGUUGCUUAUUACCAAAACAAUCCUAGGUAAAUUACAAUUUUCAAACGGAAAGAGAAUUACUGCAUGUGUCGUAAUACUCGUAGGAAAAGAAGUCCUUAAUUUUGUUUGCCCAAAACACUACGACUACAGUGCGGAUACAAUCAUAAGAUGGAGUUGCUGGGUCUUCGAAUACAGACAAUCCCUAACUUAAUUCCGGGAACCUAGGUAGCCACUAGAUUCAUCAGUUAAUACAUCACUUCGAUAACAUACAAAUCUUAAUGAUAGUAACGCCUUGGAAUUACUCUAGUUUACACUUAUUCUACAUGUACAGAAUUAUUCUCUCUUAAUAACGUGACUGAAAAUGAUGUCAUUAGGAGCUGUCCACUACGUCAUUCAUUCCAAUCCAUGGCACUUACAAAAGGUUUACAGAGUGCUUUACAUUACUCUUUAUAUUUUUAUGCAUCAAUUUCUGUUUGUAGGCAGUUGUUUUACACAUUAUCGAAGACUGCAAGGCAUGGACAAUCGAAUCACAAGGUAAAUAUAAAUAAAUUUUUUUUGCCUAAAGUAUUUUUAUGUCUAACGUUCUCCAAAAUAUUUAUACAAAUAUAAUUUUAUACACAAAAAUUAUAGUAACUAAUAACCAAACAUCUGUUCAUUUUUGAUGCUAAUAACUAAAUUUAAAAACAAAUUCUUUUAACGUGUUAAUGCAAUAUUGAUAGUAGUCAUUUAUUUGUAAUUAAUGUAAAACAACUGCACUUGCCUCUUAAAUAGACACCCCUUCUCGGACAGCUCUUAAAGAGUAAAUGGUUUCCUGAGUCAUAUUUGCUAUAAAUUUAAAUCUAAACACACAUUCGCGCUUAAAUAACCCAAUCACUCUACUCUUCCUGUUUUAGCUGUAGGAACAUAUAAAUUACUUGUUGGUGAGAAGUUUCAUACAAACAAUGUAAAAUGGUCGAGAAACAAACUUGUCGAGCGAAAGAGUUGGAUUAUCAAGUGCUGCUUUUGAUAGAAUAGUUAGUAUUUUCAGAACAAAAGACAUCGUUGAUUUUUUUGUAAAAUGUUGUUUGUAAAUAGAUUGUUUGAUUAAUGAUAUUGUGGUUAUCUGUGUAAUCUGUCACCAACACCCAAUUCAUGAAUUCUUGUUUGCGAGUUUGAGUAAGUGAUAAAAUUAAUCGAACAUAAAUCUUCUUAAUCUGUUAGUAAUUUUUGCUUGAGGAUUGUCCACUUCUGAUUUAUUGGAUAAAAUAUCAUUGAAGUGUGCACAUUACUUGAGGGUUGGUAUCAGAAUUAUUGUUAAAAAAUACAAGGAUUACAUAUAAUUUAUGUUUUGGCAAGUUGAGCGUAAAAUAAAGCUGUGAUUUGUAUUAUUUAAUGUGUUAGCUCAAAUGCUAGUGGUAGCUUAGAAUAAGGCAUAGUUCACCAGCACCAAGACUGAUUUCAUGAUGAAAAAAUUAAUUUUCUGCCUUGAAAAACACAGAUUCUCACUAUGAUUUCUUAGUAUUAGACUACUUUUAAAUAACACAUUUUCACAAUUUGUAAAUUUCUCUUGUUUGUAACAUUACAUACAUUGUUUUCAAAAAAUCUGUUGUUUAUUAAUUUUUUUAGCUGAGUUGUUUGUGUGAACGUACCAUCAUAAGCAAUACUGAAAAUACAAUCAAUCAAUACCAUCAAAUCAAACUGACUGCACCAACAAAAUUUAAUAUCUGUGGUGUAUAAUUUAGAGGUGAUUUUAUGGGAAUAAGUAAUUGUUUCUCUUUCACAUGAGUAUCUAAAUGAAUUUCAUUUUAAUAUGUCUCUUUAUUUUUCAGAAAAUAUGUAAACAAGUAUAUAACUUUUAGCUUUUUUGAGCUGUUAGAUUUUCAGUUGGUAGGGGCCAUAUUAUAGUGACGCUUUGUUGAUAGUGAUGACAUUAAUUAGCCUGCUGUUUUUUUUCCCCCUAUUUAUCAGUCAAAACAGUCCAUCAUACUGAUAUUCAAACCUGUUAUGUUUUCGAAUUUCUCUAAGUUAUUGUUAUUUUUGCUUCACUGGUUUUUCAUGAGGAAAAUAAAGUCAAUGUAGAAGUGUAAAACAUUAAAAUUUAACUUGUUUUAUGCUUAUAUAAUCCAUUUUAAUGUGCUGUACAAACAUGUACAUGUACUUAAGAUAUUUGUUAAAAACAAAAAUUGGUUGUCUGUAAAGUUGGUUUACGGGCGAUAGUUUAACGUGACAAUGUCAUAACAAAACAUUGAUAAAAUUAUUGCAUACUUUUAUGAAUAAAAUUGAAUCAUUUUUAUUGAAUUAUCACUAUUUUGUAUGGAUACAAAGGAGUGAAAUGAAAUAUACAAUUUAAUUGAUAAAUUUACUUUUAUUUGCACUCAUUAAUUCAAAUAUGUUUAUUACUUUAACGAAGAGAUUAUUUUAACUAUAACUUUUAUACAUGUUUGCUAUUUAACUUCUUCCAAUCUGUGUAAUUCUGUUAAGGAUAGGACGAUGAUAGGAAAAGUAGGAAACGAAUGGGAGUGUUUCAAGUUUAAUGUGCCUCGAAAAAGUCAAAUUGAUGGUUGUUCCAAUCGAGUGGAAGAGAGAUAGAUGCGGCGCAAGCCUACAAUGUGCAUAACGGGACACUUUUUCGUGCGUGCAGCCGGCGUUCAUCGAUUUAUUAGACGUUGUCUCGUCAAAAAAAAAAAAAAAGUAAUUCGGUUCUGACACUUGGUUGAAAGUCACUAACUUUUUCCUGUUCCGGAAAAUUACACCAUGUAAGUAUUACUCUAUGAAGAAGGUGUUUGUCCUGAAGUUGAAGUCACUCUGGUAAGCGAUUGGUUAUCAAAACAAACCAUAGCUGUUUAAAAGGGAAAUUCUAGAGGUUUAAUAAUUGUUUUAAAGGAACUUAGUAGAAAUAAUCGUAAAAAUGCCAUCAUGAAGGGAGUAUUGUCAAAUAAAGAUGUUAACAACACACCAGCAAGAAAUUAGCAUUAAACUUCAUAAGGUAUAGGUAAACAGGAAAAUGAUUACGUAGCUAUCCAGAAGUAAAAAGUGGAGGGGUUGGUUUCCAUUUUGACUUAAUUAUUUUUACAGCAAAGAUUACACACCAUUCCCUAACUUCUUUCUCCUUGACCUAGACGAGCAAAUUCCAUGCCUGACAAAAAUGCCGAUAAUGUAAAUGCGAUUAAGCGCUCCUAGUUUCUUUGACAGCAAGCAUAUGGAAUUUUGAGUGACUACUUAUUAGCGUCAGUGGUUUUUUUUUAGGGUAACCUUGUCAAGGUGUCUUGGGGUCAUUUAAAGAGUGGGGAAGUAUUAGUGAACACUCAGUUUAUUCAGCAUAAGCACUUGUAUUAAAACUAUAGUCAAAUUAUUGAGAAAUCUAUUCUUUAAAUUAUAAUUGAAUUCUCAAAUACUGUAUAGUAAUCAAAUGUUUCAGUAUUGCUGAUGACUGCCUAUUAAUUAUACAAAAAGAGCUUAUAAAACAAAUGAACUUGUUCCUUGUGUAUGAUAUUUUGAAUGAGAAGCUAACAGCAUUUCCAAAAUAAUUUCUUACUGUAGUGCUUGCUGUGCAAGUUUUAUAAAGCCUUUCACAUUUACAGAUGUCUUUUUUUUUUGUAUGUGUGUGAAAAAAAUAUUUUAAUAAUUUAUCCAAACACUUGGUAUAAAAUUAAUUAGAUAUAUCACAAAAUAUAGUAUUAGCAUGAGUAUUGUUACACUAAGUACCUGAAAAAAAAUGAUUCUUUAUACAUAUUCUGAAUUGUGCAGUAGGCCUACUUAGUUAAGUUUGCUAACUGGUUUCUUGCAUGUACAAAAGGUGUAUCUUAAAUAAUUAUUAAUUUUAAUAAAAAAAUUAUUUAGUAAUUUAGUCCCAUUUCUGUAAUUAUUAUUUUUUAGUCUUAUUUUAUUCAGUUUUUUCUAAAUGAUUUAUUUGUAAUUUUUCAUUACAUAAUAGGAUUAGCCCCUAAACAUUUCAUACUUUAAUUGGCAUCACACCUUAAUUUCAGGCUUUGUUUGCCAUAUAUCUUCCAGGCUACACCUCUAUUUAAUAUUUUAAUUAAACCUUUUGGAAUAAAAUAAUUUCGUUGCAAAAUCAAGCUUCUGUGAACUCAAUUUCUUCAAUGUUCAAUGCAUCUGGUUGCAUUUACAGGUUUAAGAGAUGGAACUAUAUUGCUGCUUAUGUCUUUGCAUCUUUUGGCUUUCUAAACUGGUUUGAUGACUGUAGAUCAUUUCAUUCUUUUUUACACAAUACAGAACAGCUAAUCCCCUCGAAAUAGUAGAGUGUAUUAAUGUUGGCAGGACUGAUGCUAGUAGUCUGGAUAAUCGUACUCAUAAACUGCGUUCAGUGUAGAACUCCCCAACAUGACGUUGCACAUGGGCUUGUGUGUGACCCCUUCCGCUGAAGUGUACUUAAUAAGGUGCAAAAAAAUUUUUAGUGUGGUUGAAAAAAAAAUUGUGUUAAGGUGAUACCAUAAUGCUUACAUACGAAACAAUUACAUGAACGAUAUUAUUUAUGGACAAUUUGUUAACGUAAGGAAUAGUGGAUGACGUGGGGUAGCCAAGAAGAUGGAAGAUUUGUGAAGUACAUGCUCUUUGGAGAAUAAGCACCACUAAGGCGUCAGGCUCGUCUGAAACUGAAUUCGGUAAUGGUACGUAUCCUCGGAGACUAGGAAGCUGUGUAAUAUUGUAGACUCAACAAGAAAUGUGUCUAAUCGUUCAUUGUUCCGUUUUGUAUUUAUUACUAUUAUGCUGAAAAUUGUUUUCAAUAAAAUGUUUUAGAAUUUU